UUGGUGCAGCCGUCCUGGCCCGCCUGGCGCGCGCGGCUCCGGCCUCCUCGGAUGGGUGAGGGGCAGUGGCUCCCGGAGGACCCGCGAGCGUUCGGGAACAUGGCGGCGGACCUCGCUCAGAUUUCUGAUGUGGACAUCGACUCGGAUGGCGUCUUUAAGUAUGUGCUGAUUCGAGUCCACGUAGCAUCGCCCUCCGAGGACCCGGCCGGGGAGUGCAAGGAAAUCGUGCGGGGAUACAAAUGGGCCGAGUACCACGCGGACAUCUAUGACAAAGUGUCCGGAGAGCUGCAAAGGAAAGGCUAUGACUGUGAGUGCCUGGGCGGCGGGCGCAUCUCCCACCAGAGCCAGGACAGGAAGAUUCACGUUUAUGGCUACUCUAUGGGUUAUGGUCGUGCCCAGCACUCUGUCUCAACUGAGAAGAUCAAAGCCAAGUAUCCUGAUUACGAGGUUACCUGGGCUGACGAUGGCUACUGAGGCCUACUUCCCAGCACCCAAGUCUGGACUGUGCUCUUCCUGGGUUCCCUCCUGAUGGGCUGGCCCUGGCCCUUCCUUUUGUACCUCAGGCAGCAUGCCACCUGUCAUGCCUUAUAAGCCAGACCAGUGUGGCCCAGAAGAAUUAAAAGCAUUGAUAUGCCUGCCA
Molecule: messenger RNA, 640 nt
Organism: Nannospalax galili (Upper Galilee mountains blind mole rat)
Lineage: Eukaryota; Metazoa; Chordata; Mammalia; Rodentia; Spalacidae
Gene: Phpt1
Product: phosphohistidine phosphatase 1
Exons: 3
Coding region: 52-474 (140 amino acids)
Biological process (GO): peptidyl-histidine dephosphorylation
Cellular component (GO): cytosol
Molecular function (GO): protein histidine phosphatase activity
Source: RefSeq, a predicted model, not a curated record